UAUGUAUAUAAAGCAUUAUAGCACUGAAUAUGAAUGAAAAUUCUGCGCAUGUACAUAUAUUGUUUUAUUAUAUCUAUUGGCGGGAAAAAACUGAAAAACACAGUAUAUUAAAAUGUCAGAAGAAUCAUUAAGUUUGUGUUUCUUUAAUUUAGGUUGUGAUAUUUCCGAUAAAUCCAUCAUCGAUAAAUGUAUACAAUUUUGUCAUGUUUAUAAUAUAGAUGAAGAAAAAUUUUUAGAAUCGUGGGUAGCAUAUACUAUUACGCAUUCAUUAGAUAUUAAUCCAACAAUAAACAAUCUUAUACAAUUUGAGGAUGAAGAACUUAAAAAAAAUAGUGAAUGUAUCGUAACACAAGCUAUGUCAAAUAUACAUACUCUCGAUAUACAACCUAAAGAAGAUAUUAUUAAUAAUGUUUUGGAACUAUAUAACACUGGAGAAUGUUCCACAUCAAAGGUAAGUUUUUAUUUUAAUUAUUCCUUAUUUUGACAUAUAUAUAUUUUUUACUAUAAAU
Messenger RNA from Apis florea (little honeybee), 509 nucleotides. It is a transcript of the gene DNApol-alpha73, whose product is annotated as DNA polymerase alpha subunit B. Gene Ontology annotation, cellular component: alpha DNA polymerase:primase complex. The record is from RefSeq and is a predicted model, not a curated record. Gene Ontology annotation, biological process: DNA replication; DNA replication initiation. Gene Ontology annotation, molecular function: DNA binding. NCBI's taxonomy places the organism in Eukaryota, Metazoa, Arthropoda, Insecta, Hymenoptera, Apidae.